AUGCCAUAUGUAGGUAAGCAUGUGAGUCUUUGUAUUUUUUAUAUUUUUUAAACUGAAUCGAGCUCAAUCCACAUAGUUCGACUGGAAAGUUUUCGUACUCAACGGAAAAAAGUGCUCCUUUUUUUCAGCUUGAAACUAUUCGAGCAGAACAGUUCUUAGGUUCGAUACCAAGGGAGAACUGACAGGGCUAUCAGAAUUGAUCGCAGCUGAUUUAGCUUACUUUAAUUUCAGUCAAAUACAAGGCAGUGUUUAUACUAGAUAAUUCUGUUAAGACUGGCAGCUAUGACAUGAGCUACGCGCUGACAUUAGUUAUCGAGGUGAACGGCAAUUUGCUGCAGGUAACCGUGAUGAAAGGAACAAGAACGAAAACUGUGUACGACAGUAGUUUAGGGGGCUACCAUACUGGGUAA
Pocillopora meandrina is the source of this 410-nucleotide messenger RNA. The record is from the annotation of a GenBank genome assembly. NCBI's taxonomy places the organism in Eukaryota, Metazoa, Cnidaria, Anthozoa, Scleractinia, Pocilloporidae.